This is a messenger RNA of Gigantopelta aegis, 1754 nucleotides long. RefSeq lists its product as uncharacterized. The transcript has 4 exons. NCBI's taxonomy places the organism in Eukaryota, Metazoa, Mollusca, Gastropoda, Neomphalida, Peltospiridae. Bases 85 to 483 code for a protein of 132 amino acids. The record is from RefSeq and is a predicted model, not a curated record.
GUAGUAGGAAAUACAACACAUAACGUAUGCUCAAAUUUCACCAAGCUUUCACAAGUUGCCCAAAGUGCAUGUAUUUCCACAGUUAUGCAAAUGAUAACUUCGCCAUCAUGCAUGCUUCUCCAAGGUUUAUUCAACUGUGUUUCCAAUUCUCUGUGUUCAUCUGGUGUGUACUGCGCUACUGCUGGUUUCUUCAGUUUGUUUAAAGAAAACAAAGUCCAGAUUGAGUGGUUAUUGAAACUGAAUGUUGACAGCUGUGAUGACUUAGUGUUUGUGAAUCCAUGUAGCGAUGUUAACACCUACAUAUGUCUGGAAGCUGGGUGUCCUACCACAGAAACAGACGUUAACUGCAAGUUUUAUAAAGACAAGAUUGACUGUGCCGUUCAGAAGCUCUCUAAAUAUAACUGUACUAACCAAAACAUGGUGGAUUUGAUAUCAGUAUCUCCCUAUGCCUCUGCUAAUUUUAACAUAACAUCAUGUGGAUGAAGUCAUUUACCAUAUUUGGUACAUACUUGACAUUAUAACAGCUGCAUUAUGAUCUGUCAGGGUCAGAUCUAAGGGGUGGGGUGGGGCAUGGGAAUCUGGUCCCUCCCCUGCACUAUGAUGAGCUUUUUAUUAAUACUGAAUCGUCUGGCAUCAUUCAACUUUUCCUUUGAAGUCUAUCGUCUUCUACAGUUUUGAUUGAAUUGGUCUGAAACUUGGUACAAUGAUCCUCUGAGGCACCCUUCACAAACUAAUAGAGAGAGAUUUUGGAAAUUUAUGAUUUUUAAUAAAUGUUAUUAAAAAUUUAAUUGAAAAUAUGAAAGUCUAUCUUCCCCUCAAGUAGAGAGUUUUGAUCAAAUAGCUGUGAAACUUGAUAUUAUGAUUCUCUGGAGCAGUCUUUACAAACUAAUAGAUAGAUAUUUUGCAUUUGUAAUUUUUAAAAAUUAAAUUUUAAACAUUUUAAAUAGAAAUUUAACAUUGAAAAAUUAAAAGUCUAUCAUCUCCUAAAAUGUUUGGUGGAUAGUUCUGAAACUUAGUAUAAGUAUUCUCAGAGGUAGUCUUCACAAACAAAUAGACAUUUUGGAAAUUUAUUAUUUUCUAUCGUUAAAUGUUAAAAAUAGAAAUAGAAAUUAAACAUUGAAAAUUUUAAAGUCUUCAAAUAGUUCAAAAACAUGGUACUGAAAUUUAAUGUGGUACUAUGAUUCUCUGGCGCCGUCUUCCACAAACUAUUGUAUUUUUAUAAAAAGUUAAAAAUUGAAAUUCAAAGUCUAUUUUCUCCUAGAGUUUUAAAUUUAAAAGAUUAAAAUAAACGUUUUACCUCCAUUAUAACAUUUAUCAGUGGAGCUUUUCUGAUACUCAUUUUGUCUGGCGUUUCCUAGUUCAUUUCAUUAAAGCACUGACAUUUCAACCUUUGAUUUCUGAUACUCAUUUUGUCUGGUGUUUCCUAGUUCAUUUCAUUAAAGCACUGACAUUUCAACCUUUGAUUUCUGAAGACACCAGGAUGCUUUAGAUUACAUAGGUAAAAAAAAGCCUUCCACUGACUUGAUAGAUCUCAGGAGUUUAAGAAGUCCACUUUUAAGAAGUCUUGUCUUAGAUCGACCCAUUUUUCUUCUACCUUUGGCUUUGCAAGUUAAAAGGGUAACUUUAUGGCACUGAUAUGAUGUGGGGUGGAAUUUAGCUCAGUCAGUGGAGUGCUUGCUUGAGGUGCUUGCAUCACAGGAUUGAACCACCUUGAUGGAUUCAUUCAGCUGAUUGGGUUUUUCCUCAUUCCAACC